AUGGAUGACGACGAUGCCGAUUAUAUGCAAGGCAGCGAUGAUGAGGACUACAACUUCGACUACUCUGAUGGGGAUGAUGGUGAGGAAGGGAGCGUGGACAUGGAGAACAUGUAUUACAAGGCAAAAUCAAAGAAAGAAGAUAGUCCUGAAGAUGCUCUGAAGGAAUUCUACGCGAUAGUAGAGAAAGAACCGGAGAAGGGGGACUGGGGAUUCAAAGCUCUCAAACAAUCAACGAAGCUGCUAUUCCUCACCCUCCAUCGACCAAACGACGCCCUUGAAACAUACACUCAGUUGCUCGGCUAUACAAAGUCUGCUGUUACCAGAAACUAUUCUGAGAAGACGAUCAACGGUAUCCUUGAUUAUGUUGGGGGUGGGAAAGGUGGACCAGUGGAGGUUGAUACCUUGGAGAAGUUUUAUCAAGUAACGAAAAAGGCCUUGGAGGACGCGAAAAACGAGCGUCUAUCCGCGAAAACAAACUUGAAACUGGCAAAGUUGUGGCUAGAUCGGAAAGAGUACAACCGUCUCUCCAAACUUAUACGCGAUCUUCACAUGGCAACUGGACCGGCUGGAGACGGAGAUGACCAGUCCCAACGCGGUACCCAACUACUUGAGAUGUAUGCCUUGGAGAUCCAGAUGUAUAACGAAACAAGAAACUUCAAGAAACUGAAGGAAAUCUACAACGCCACAAAUAAUGUACGGUCUGCAAUCCCCCAUCCGCGUAUUAUGGGUGUCAUCAAAGAAUGUGGUGGUAAGAUGUGGAUGGGAGAACGCCAAUGGAAUCGAGCAAGUGAAGACUUUUUCGAAUCUUUCCGCAACUACGACGAGGCUGGGUCACCACAAAGAAUACAAGUGCUCAAAUAUCUUGUGUUAGCCAACAUGCUUACGGGAAGCGAAGUCAAUCCGUUUGACAGUCAGGAGACUAAACCGUACAGGACCGACCCUCAAAUAAAAGCCAUGACCGACUUGGUCGAUGCCUACCAAAGGCGAGAGGUGCAUUCCGCAGAAAAAAUCUUGCGAGAAAACCAGGCGACCAUCAUGAGCGAUACUUUCAUCAGGUCCUACAUUGGCGAAUUGCUCCGCAGCUUACGCACGCAGUACCUGAUUGACCUCAUCAAACCGUACACCAGACUUGAAUUGUCAUUCCUUGCUAAGCAACUGAAUGUCCAAGUACAAGAAGUUGAAGAUCUGCUGAUCGGGUUGAUCUUGGAAGGUAAGGUAGAGGGUAGAAUCGACCAGGUGGGCAUGAGAUUAGAGCUUGAUCGGAAGCAGAGUCUGGAGAAGAAGCGUUAUGCCGCCCUGCAAAGAUGGACAGAUGCUCUCGAUUCCGUUCAUAGUGCGGUCGUCGGUAAAACCAGUUACAACACGAGAGGUGACUCAACGGGAAUGGCUGAAGCAUUUAUGCGGGAGGAUAGAUGGUGA
Messenger RNA from Marasmius oreades (fairy-ring Marasmius), 1419 nucleotides. RefSeq lists its product as uncharacterized. Gene Ontology annotation, cellular component: COP9 signalosome. The record is from RefSeq and is a predicted model, not a curated record. The coding region runs from base 1 to 1419 and encodes 472 amino acids. Gene Ontology annotation, biological process: protein deneddylation. Lineage: Eukaryota; Fungi; Basidiomycota; Agaricomycetes; Agaricales; Marasmiaceae. The transcript has 12 exons.